Molecule: messenger RNA, 528 nt
Organism: Topomyia yanbarensis
Lineage: Eukaryota; Metazoa; Arthropoda; Insecta; Diptera; Culicidae
Gene: CCDC53
Product: WASH complex subunit 3
Exons: 2
Coding region: 68-517 (149 amino acids)
Biological process (GO): exocytosis; actin filament polymerization
Cellular component (GO): WASH complex
Source: RefSeq, a predicted model, not a curated record
UCGAAAUCUUAAGAAUCUAUGGUUGUCUGCUUCCUCGAAAGGUGGCAACUCAAUCCACACAGUACAGAUGGAAAGUGUUGGAUUGGAAAAACGUGAGCUUCCCCCGACAAAUCAGAAGAGGAUGGUGGCUUUCAUAAAUCACUUUGUAUUGAGUACAGUUGGAUUUCUAAAUAAUUUUGCUUCGGAUUGUGAAAAUAAAUUCAUAGAAUAUGAACGCAAGAUUCAAUCCUUGGAGGCAUCAAUACUAAUAGUGGAGGCGAAAAUUGCUUCCAUAAAUGCACUGAAAAGUAGUACUAAUGUUACAGAAUGUGAUCAACCUGAAUCUAAUGCACGGGAUGCGGAUGCUGAUAACAUGCUUGUCGAAACCACGAUCGAAACGCCAAGCGAAAUAGUUUCAGAGAGAGAUGCCCGUUACGAUAAAUAUUUUAAAAUGAUACAGUUCGGUGUACCUGCCAUGGCGGUAAAAAAUAAAAUAAGCUCUGAUGGCCUGGAUCCGGAUUAUAUUGAUAGGAUAUAAAUUAAAACUAA